This is a messenger RNA of Uranotaenia lowii, 723 nucleotides long. RefSeq lists its product as uncharacterized. Bases 199 to 651 code for a protein of 150 amino acids. Lineage: Eukaryota; Metazoa; Arthropoda; Insecta; Diptera; Culicidae. The record is from RefSeq and is a predicted model, not a curated record. The transcript has 2 exons.
AAUUCUCAUAAAAUAUACUAAACAUUGAGGUAUUAAUUCGAAACGAAGAGUAAUGGCUGUAGAAAAAAUUAGAAAGAGUUUGGUUCUCUUCUCUCCCAUUUUCGGUAGAAACAAAAUGAUCUACCGUAGUUUGUUUACCAACAAAUAUAAUUUCAAUUUAGUUGAUAGUAAACUCCCGUAAAAUUCUGGAACCGAAAAAUGACCGGCACCGACGAUGAUAACUGGUCGAUGCAGUGCUGCGAACUGGACGACCUGAUACCGGCACCGGAAGAGCUGGAGGCAGCCUACGUCGCCCUCGAAGCGGGAACCUACGCGCUGGAACUGAACUGGAAGUGUCCCGGUCGGCGGCCCCCAUCUCCGGUUCAGAAAGACGAACCCAAAAGCACCGAAGUCACCGAGAAGGAAACUCCCACCAAAAAUAAGGAGUUCGAUUUCAUGGACGAUGUGGGACUUCCCCAGAUGCGCGUGAGGAAUCAAAACACAGGUCCCAAGGGGUCGGCCAAAAAGAAAACCACCAACUUUGCCGGGGUUCUGGAUCAAAUGAAAAAGCACGGCCGCUUAACUCCAAUGAAGGAAGGUGGAUCUCCCAAUCCACCGUCGGGUUCCGCAGGUUCCGGAACAACUGCUCCUCCGUCAACCACAACCACCUAGUAGUUAAAAUUUUUGUAAACCUAAUUUAAGACUCUAAAUCAUAAGAACGAAAAAAAAACUCAACUCUCGACC